Messenger RNA from Dovyalis caffra, 330 nucleotides. The record is from the annotation of a GenBank genome assembly. Lineage: Eukaryota; Viridiplantae; Streptophyta; Magnoliopsida; Malpighiales; Salicaceae.
AUGUGGAAACCCAAUGAAUCUCCGGAUGUUCUAGAUAUUGGCCUGAUUAUUUCUUGGUCAAUUUGGAGAGUUGAUGCAACUGGGCUAACUGGUGCAGAAAGUGAAGCUUGUUCUUGGUUAUGCUCUGUUGUGUAUGGUAGCACUAGAGCUACAAAUCGAGAGCUGUUAUGGGAUAAUCUAACGGAAAUGAGGGAGUCUUCUUAUCUUUCGUGGUUCUUAGUUGGAGACUUCGGUGAUAAGAGAAGAGGGGAGGUUCCUUUUUGUCAGCCUCGUGCUGCUAAAUUCAACGAUGAUAUGAAUGCUUGUGGAUUUGCUGGAUCAUGGCUGUAA